AAUGCCUCCAACCGCCAGUCCGACUUGAGAAAGGAGCCGCGGUUCCGUGAGGGAGGAGCGCGGCUGACGGGCGAAGAAGAGUAAUUUAGGGACUAGAGAAGCUUGCUUGGGGAGUUGGGGGUGUGGAGAUCCUUUCGGCCACUAGAAGAAAGACGCGGCGACGGCGCCAGGCGUUGUGACGAGCCCGAAGCUGAAAGAGGCGGCGCUCCUGCUUCGAGGCGCGUGAGCAGAGCCGGGCUGGGAAAGGGGAGGGCUGUGCGUGUCCUCCGCCUCCCAGUGAGUCGCCGCCGCGCAGUGUUGCCGGCCCGUUCUUUUGCCUGUUCUCGCCGCCGCCGGAAUGUUGCUGAGACUGACGGUGAACCCCGGGGACCUCCCUCUCGGAGCUCUGCUGACUGCAGAACAUGUGAAAGAUCAUGUUAAUAUUUCAGUUGAAGAAGGCAAAGAAAACAUUCUGCGGGUAUCUGAUCAAGUUACAUUCACUGACGUGAAUUCCAUAGCUCGCUAUUUGGGUAGAAUUGCCACAUCUGCUGGAUUAUAUGGAUCCAACUUGCUAGAGCAUACUGAGAUUGACCAUUGGAUGGAGUUCAGCACCACAAAGUUGUCUGCUCCUACCAGUUUUGCUUUAGCUGUUCAAGAGCUCAAUAACUCCCUUUCUCUGAGAACUUACUUGGUUGGAAACUCUUUGAGUCUUGCAGAUUUCACUGUCUGGGCAACACUAAAAGCAGGCAACAGUGCAUGGCAAGAGCAGUUACUUAAUAGCAAAGCUCCAGUUCAUGUAAAACGCUGGUACAGCUUUCUGGAGGCACAGUGUGUUUUUCAGUCAGUAGGUUCCAGGUGGACUGCAGGAGCUGCUAUUCCAAAGACUAAAGUGGCAGCGGAUAAGAAGCAAGAUGUCGGGAAAUUUGUUGAACUCCCCGGUGCAGAGAUGGGGAAGGUCAUUGUUAGAUUUCCUCCUGAGGCAAGUGGAUACUUGCAUAUUGGUCAUGCAAAAGCUGCUUUGUUGAAUCAGCACUACCAGGUCAACUUCAAGGGUAAACUGAUCAUGCGGUUUGAUGAUACAAAUCCAGAAAAAGAAAAAGAAGAUUUUGAAAAGGUUAUCUUGGAAGAUGUCACAAUGCUGCAUAUUAAACCAGACCAAUUUACAUACACUUCAGAUCAUUUUGAAACAAUAAUGAAAUAUGCUGAGAAGCUCAUUCAGGAAGGGAAGGCUUAUGUAGAUGACACACCAGCAGAACAAAUGAAAAUGGAACGAGAGCAAAGAAUAGAAUCCAAGCACAGAAAUAACUCUGUUGAGAAGAAUUUGAAAAUGUGGGAGGAAAUGAAAAAGGGAACAGAAUAUGGGCAGACCUGCUGUCUACGAGCAAAAAUUGACAUGAGUAGCAACAAUGGAUGUAUGAGGGACCCAACACUUUAUCGUUGCAAAAACCAGCCACACCCACGAACAGGAAAUAAAUACAAUGUUUACCCUACAUAUGAUUUUGCAUGCCCAAUAGUUGACAGUAUUGAAGGUGUCACCCAUGCGUUAAGAACAACAGAAUAUCAUGACAGAGAUGAGCAGUUCUACUGGAUCAUUGAAGCCUUGGGAAUAAGAAAACCGUAUAUCUGGGAGUACAGCCGUUUAAACCUCAACAACACUGUGCUGUCUAAAAGAAAGCUCACCUGGUUUGUCAAUGAAGGGCUAGUGGAUGGCUGGGAUGACCCAAGAUUCCCAACUGUGCGUGGUGUCCUGAGAAGAGGCAUGACAGUUGAAGGGCUGAAACAGUUUAUUGCAGCACAGGGCUCUUCUCGGUCAGUUGUAAACAUGGAGUGGGAUAAAAUUUGGUCAUUUAACAAAAAGGUUAUAGAUCCAGUGGCACCUCGUUACAUUGCUUUGCUGAAGGAUGAAGUAGUCGCAGUAAAUGUUCCUGAAGCUCAAGAAGAGAUGAAAGAUGUUGCCAAGCAUCCAAAGAAUGCUGAAGUUGGUUUGAAGCCUGUAUGGUACAGUCCCAAAGUGCUGAUCGAAGGAGCAGAUGCAGAGACAUUGACAGAAGGAGAGAUGGUUACAUUUAUUAAUUGGGGCAACAGCAUCAUCACCAAAAUACACAAGAACUGUGCUGGGAAAAUCACAUCCAUUGAUGCUAAGCUAAAUUUGGAGAAUAAAGACUACAAAAAAACUGCUAAGAUUACCUGGUUAGCAGAAACUCCUCGUGCUCCUCCCAUCCCAGCUGUCUGUGUCACUUAUGAACACUUGAUCACCAAACCUGUCCUAGGCAAAGAGGAAGAUUUCAAGCAGUAUGUCAACAGAAAUAGCAAGCAAGAAGAAUUGAUGAUAGGUGAUCCUUGUCUUAAAGAUCUGAAAAAAGGAGACAUAAUACAGCUUCAGAGGAGAGGCUUUUAUAUUUGCGAUCAACCAUACGAGCCCAUUAGUCCAUACAGCUGUAAAGAAGCCCCAUGCAUUUUGAUUUAUGUCCCUGAUGGGCAUACAAAAGAAAUGCCGACAUCUGGAUCUAAGGAAAAAACCAAGGCAGAAACAGCAAAGAAAGAGGCUAAUACUGCUCCACAAGGACUUUCUGUUCCACUUGUGGCUGAUGUUUCUCGUGCUACAGUCCCUGCUUCAACUCAGGACCACUUGGCUCUUUAUAGCAGAGUGUCUGCUCAAGGAGAUGUAGUUCGUGAAUUGAAAUCAAAGAAAGCAGCAAAAGAAGACAUUGAUGCUGCUGUGAAACAUCUGUUGGUCUUCAAAGCAGAAUACAAGGAGAAGACUGGCCAAGACUACAAGCCUGGAAAUCCUCCAGUUGCAACAGUUCAAGUCCAGCCUUCCAAGUGUGAGGCUGUCACCAACACCAGUCCGGACAGCAAAUCUGUUUAUGAUAGUGUAGCUGAGCAAGGGGAAGUAGUCCGAAAGCUGAAAGCAGAAAAAGCACCCAAGGAUCAGAUAGAUGCUGCUGUGAAAGUGCUUUUAGGUCUGAAAGCAGAGUAUAAGCAAAAGACAGGCCAGGAAUACAAACCUGGAAACCCAGCAAAGAGUGUCCUUCCUAGUACAGCUCCUUCUGCUCUUCCAUCUUCCAUGACCUUCUGUCCAGUAGUCAGCAAAGCUCUUUACAGUAAAGUAGCAGAACAAGGCGAAGUGGUUCGUAGACUUAAGUCGGAAAAAGCAGCAAAGGAUCAGAUAGAUGCUGCCGUGAAAAUGCUUCUUGCUCUAAAGGCAGAAUAUAAGCAAAAGACAGGCCAAGAUUAUAAGCCUGGAAAUCCACCUGCAGUCCCUCUUUCCUCCUCCUCCUCUUCUUCCUCAUCCUCUUGUGCUUCUGAUUCUGCUCUUUUAUCCUGCAAUGGUUUGACAUCUUCUGGCCCAAUAUACAGAAAAGCUCUGUACAAAAAAGUAGCUGAACAAGGGGAGGUGGUGCGCAGACUCAAAGCAGAAAAGGUUUCCAAGGAUAAAGUAGAUGAAGCUGUAAAACUCCUCCUUUCCCUAAAAGCAGAAUAUAAAGAAAAAACUGGUCAGGACUAUAAGACAGGAGAAUUACCAGCUCCUCAGGCGUACACCUUAAACCAUCCAACAAAUGCGGAAACCAGUGGCCCUGACUCACCAGAAGCAAAAGCUCUCUUUAACAAGGUUGCUCUCCAAGGAGAAGAAGUUCGGAAGUUGAAAGCAGAGAAGGCAGGAAAGGAUAAGAUUGAUGCUGCAGUGCAGGAACUGCUUCAGUUGAAGGCGCAGUACAAGUCACUGGCAGGAGUAGACUAUAGGCCAGUCUCUGCAACUGGAGCAGAAGAUAAAGAUAAGAGGAAGAAAGAGAGAGAGAACAAAUCCGAAAAGCAAAACAAGCAACAGAAACAGAAUGAGGGCCACAAGAAAGAAUCACAGAAAGAUCAAAGUGGUAGUAGCAACUUGUCUUCAAAUGGAUCAGGGGAUGGUCAAGGACCCAAGAAACAAACCAGGUUGGGUCUAGAGGCUAAGAAGGAAGAAAACCUUGCUGAAUGGUAUUCUCAGGUGAUCACAAAAUCGGAGAUGAUUGAAUAUUAUGAUGUGAGUGGCUGCUACAUUCUCCGUCCAUGGGCUUUUUCCAUCUGGGAAGCUAUCAAAGACUUUUUUGAUAGUGAGAUCAAGAAACUUGGUGUGGAAAAUUGCUACUUUCCCAUGUUUGUGUCCCAGGCUGCAUUAGAGAAAGAGAAGACACACAUUGCUGAUUUUGCCCCAGAGGUUGCAUGGGUUACAAGGUCUGGCAAAACAGAGUUGGCUGAACCAAUAGCUGUACGUCCUACUAGUGAAACAGUAAUGUAUCCUGCUUAUGCAAAGUGGGUUCAGUCACACAGGGAUCUGCCAAUCAAACUUAAUCAGUGGUGCAAUGUUGUGCGUUGGGAGUUCAAACAUCCACAACCUUUCUUGCGUACUCGUGAAUUCCUGUGGCAGGAGGGGCACACAGCUUUUUCUACUUAUGAAGAAGCAGCAGAAGAGGUAUUGCAGAUUCUUGAUCUGUACGCUCGUGUGUAUGAAGAACUUCUGGCAAUUCCUGUUGUGAAAGGAAGAAAGACAGAAAAAGAGAAGUUUGCUGGUGGAGAUUAUACAACCACUGUUGAGGCAUUAAUAUCUGCCAGUGGGCGAGCUAUCCAGGGAGCAACUUCUCAUCACUUGGGACAGAAUUUUUCAAAGAUGUUUGAGAUUGUCUUUGAAGAUCCCAGGAUACCAGGAGAGAAACAGUUUGCUUAUCAGAACUCUUGGGGCAUCACAACUCGGACCAUUGGUGUAAUGACCAUGAUUCAUGGAGAUAACAUGGGCUUGGUGCUGCCUCCCAGGGUAGCUUGUGUUCAGGUGGUUGUUAUUCCCUGUGGCAUUACUAAUUCACUUUUGGAAGAAGACAAGGAGGCCCUGAUGACCAAGUGUAAUGAAUACCGUAAGCAGUUACUCAGUGCCAACAUUCAUGUGCGGGCUGACUUGAGAGAUAACUACUCACCUGGCUGGAAAUUCAAUCACUGGGAGCUUAAGGGUGUUCCAAUCAGGCUUGAACUGGGGCCACGAGAUAUGAAAAACCAUCAGUUUGUAGCUGUUAGACGAGACACAGGGGAAAAGUUGACUUUUGCUGAAAAUGAAGCAGUGAACCAGCUCAGACAUAUUCUGGAGGAAAUCCACACUAACCUUUAUAACAGAGCUGCUGAAGAUCUUAAGAGUCAUAUGGUGGUGACCAAUACAAUGGAAGAGUUUCAGAAGGAGCUUGAUUCGGGCAAGAUAGUGCAGAUUCCUUUCUGUGGUGAAAUAGAGUGUGAGGACUGGAUUAAAAAGACCACUGCCAGAGAUCAAGAUCUGGAGCCUGGUGCUCCAUCCAUGGGAGCAAAAAGUCUUUGCAUCCCCUUCAAACCACUGUGCAAGCUACAGAAUGGAGCAAAAUGUGUCUGUGGCAAGAACCCUGCCAAGUUCUAUACCCUCUUUGGCCGUAGUUACUAAGCUGCUAGUUUGAAACAUCAUUUUGUUUAUCUUUCAAAUUCUCAGCAUUUUGAAAUAAAGACUGAAAUACUCUCAAAUCCUGUCACAUUCUUGUUACUUUUUAAAACAACUACAAAUAAAGCUAGCGGUAAUGCACAGACUUUUCUGUAUACAACAUCUCCACUAAUAAAUAUGUAUUGCUAUCUA
Rhineura floridana is the source of this 5602-nucleotide messenger RNA. RefSeq names its product glutamyl-prolyl-tRNA synthetase 1 (gene EPRS1). Gene Ontology annotation, cellular component: aminoacyl-tRNA synthetase multienzyme complex; cytoplasm. The record is from RefSeq and is a predicted model, not a curated record. NCBI's taxonomy places the organism in Eukaryota, Metazoa, Chordata, Lepidosauria, Squamata, Rhineuridae. The coding region runs from base 338 to 5416 and encodes 1692 amino acids. Gene Ontology annotation, biological process: prolyl-tRNA aminoacylation; translation; glutamyl-tRNA aminoacylation. The transcript has 34 exons. Gene Ontology annotation, molecular function: glutamate-tRNA ligase activity; ATP binding; proline-tRNA ligase activity.